GGCCGCGUUCAGUUGUCCGCUGGCUAGAAGGCACCGAGAGAAUAACCCGAUAGCGAACGGCCGAUAUCUCCUCCCACUCGCAGCGGAAGAUCGCGGGAAAUCAGAAAACUCCGAAAAACAUCGGAUAACCGUUUUUAUUUCGUUUCCCCCUUUUUGGUUCGUUCUUAUUAUUUCGUCACUUCUGGUAAUUUCCCGUGUUAACUGUGAGCAAAAGGAAGAAAUAAGCAAGCAGGAAGGCAGACACAAAUGCAGGCGGCAAAAAGAUAGCGCCAAAAAAUACGAAAGCGAAAAUCAUUGUUAUUGCAUGGAAAAUUACUACAGAAAUUUCUUGCAAAGGCAACUGGCAAAAAAGAAGAAAAAAAGCAAAACUCAAUCCGAAAAAUAACACACUAAAAUCAAAACCAAAACUGAAACUGAAAAAAUGAAACAACAACGGGCAAGAGCAUAAAUUAGAUUGGCCUCAUAGACGAAUAACAACGAACUCGAGCCGCGUAAACAAAUUAAACGAUGCUGGCCAUUGUUGUUGCUGCCGCUGCGGUUCAAAUUUAAAUAUAAACUAUUAUUGUUAUCUGUGUUUGCUGUUGUCUAUUUUUCGCGCCAAAUGCAAUCAGUUUUUCUAUUUUUUGGUGCUUCAUUUCAAUGGCGGUUUCGGGAAUUUCGUUCAACUUACAUAAUUAAUGAUCGGGCGAGAGCGUAAAUCAGAAAAUCUGCCAAGAAUUAUUUAUGAAUUCGAGCGAAAACCCAUGUCUCUUCACACCAGCCCAACUAUUUCUUUCGUUCGGUUUUCAUUUCGAAAGCGCUUUUUUGAUCAAAACAAUAUUUCAUCCACAGUUUUUCGUGUUUUAUGUUCGGAUCCCCCUUUGCCGAUUUCCAAAAGAAAAACAGCCUGCAAUUAGCUGCUAUAUGUUACUAUAUGUAUUAUCCGAGAGCAAGAGAGAACCCUUCUUAUCGGUGAUUUUAAAAGACAAACACUUAAACAAAAGUAACGGACUGUCUCUUAACCAAAUUAACCGAAAUUAAAAGAGAUUACUGCUAUCGCUCGCGAGCAAAUGAAGAGAGUUUUAAUCCAGAGAACAAAGGUUAGCCAAAUCGAAAUCAAAACCAAGUGAGACUGUAGCGGGAAAUCUGGGAAAGUGACCAGUGCAAAGUGGAAAGGUAGCCAAGCCCAAAACUGACAAAUGAAAACCAAAAACAAGAUCAACAUCAACAGCACCAACUGCCAAUGCUUUAGUCACUCCAGUCAAGGAGUCACCAUUAUUGAUGAGAAGAACGUGCUGAGGAUAUAUAGCUAUACGUACAAGUGCUUGAACCACAAUCCGCGACCUCGGAUACUUGGCUGAU
Molecule: messenger RNA, 1341 nt
Organism: Drosophila eugracilis
Lineage: Eukaryota; Metazoa; Arthropoda; Insecta; Diptera; Drosophilidae
Exons: 2
Coding region: 1179-1340 (53 amino acids)
Source: RefSeq, a predicted model, not a curated record